Molecule: messenger RNA, 1029 nt
Organism: Trichomonas vaginalis G3
Lineage: Eukaryota; Parabasalia; Trichomonadida; Trichomonadidae
Product: tetratricopeptide repeat domain domain-containing protein
Exons: 1
Coding region: 1-1029 (342 amino acids)
Molecular function (GO): protein binding
Source: RefSeq, a predicted model, not a curated record
AUGAUUACUCCAUCUCAUCAAAUAAUAUAUGAUUGGGAAUACCAAGAUCAGCAAGAAGAAUGUUUCGUAACAAUUCAUUUCCCUCCAACGUUUAAUCCCCAAGUCCUUAAGUAUGUUUUAUCUGAGGACAAGACAAAUCUAAUUUUAUCAAUGGACUCUCCAAUUCCAAUUGUAUGCGGCCGUUUAUGGGGAGAAGUUAAAGAGAUUAAGGACGUUUAUACUUCUGAUAAAUAUGUCUUGAGUAUAACUAAGCAAACACCUGAAGAAUGGCCAAAUAUUAUUAAAGCUGUUCAUCCAGAGUUUGAAUCUCUCGACCCUAAGUCUGCAUACAUUCAAUUCCAAGAGUUAGUGUUGGAAGCUCCGAAAGAUCCUCAAUUCCAACAUUAUGCUAUCGAACGCUUAGUUGCUUCUGCUCAAACAGGAUUUUUGCCAGCCCUCAGAACCUACGGAUCUAUGAUGCUAACUGUUAAUGGCCAGCAGCAAAAUGGUUUUACAAGCUUGAAAACAGCUGCUGAUACUUAUGGCGACCCAGCUUCUGCAUACCAAGUUGGUUUGAUAUUAGCAUCAACACCCGAAGGUUUCACAAAUGGUAUUUCUUACCUCAAGUUCGCAGGAAGCAAAGGUUUCCACGCUGCAUAUCUUACAUUAGGACAAAUUUACUCUCCAUUUACAGAAUUCGAAGCCCAAAAGGAUCCUGCUCUUGCUGCUCAAUACCUUCAGCAAGCUAUUGCCGCAGGAGACGAAAUGCCUCAAGCAUAUAAUGAAUUAUCCAAACUUUACGCUGCUGGUGUCGGUGUUGAGAAGGACUUAAAGAAGGCCCAGGAACUUUUAGCGAAAGGUGAACAGCUCGAAGAACACCAAAACCGCAGAAGAUACUCGAAAGAACAUGGAGAAACAGCUCCACCACCUGAAAAGCAUGAGGAUAGAUCGUAUGCUGGAAUUGGAAAGAUCAUUGCCAUUGGUGGCGGAAUUGCCGCUUUUGUUGCAGGAUUUUCUUAUGCAAUUUACAAGAAAUUCUCAAGAAAAUAA